GAGCACACUCAGGGAAGGGAGGACAGCACGCAUUUAACACUCAGAGCAUUCAUGAUUCAUUUUUGUAAAGUCGGAUCUCUGUCACAGACAAACGUGGGUUUAUGGGCUAGUUCACACUCAGCUCUAUUACACAUACAUCGGGGUUUUUUGUGUGUAAUCUACACAAGUGUGUGUUUUCUACUUUAGUGAAAAGGAUGAGCGUCUUCUCCAGCAGACCCGGCGCAGUUUGACACGUUUCCCGAGCUGGAGUCACUAAGCGGUCUGUUUUCCAAGCGGGGCCUCAUUAAAACAGUUCUGCUCUUACUUUUGAUGCCACGGAAAUGGGAUCGCACCAACGAGAGAGCGUGUCUGCGCUUUGCAGGAAAAGUUUGCUUUGGACAGUGCUGAUACUCUGGCUGAGCACGCUGGUUAACGGGACCUGGAAGACGGGACUUUACAAAACCUAUUCAGUCGGGACGCAGCUGAACAGAGACCAGACAGCAGCCUCCCACAGCUCAGUCUACCAGAAAAGGAACUGGUGUCCUCAUACGGUCACUAAGACUGUGACCUGCCAGGUGCAGAAUGGGACAAUCCUCCAGCGGGUGUACCGGACGUGCCCCUGGCCACAGGGAUGUGCAGGAGGCAGCUACAAGACCGUGGUCAGACCUUCCUAUAAACUGGUGUACCGCACUGUGACUUCCCUGGAGUGGAAAUGCUGCCCGGGAUUCAGCGGCGCUGCUUGUGAAGAAGAUGCAGGAAACCGGCUUGUAGCUCAAGAGGCAUUAAGAAAACCAUCUACUCUACGCCGGCCACCUGCACGCACAGGAGAAGCAAUCUCCAAUUGUCUCAACUGCAGUCGAAUCACUGCUAUGAGCGACAGGCUGAACACGCUGGAGGAGAAGGUCCAAUUACUCACAGCUCCGGCCUCCAUAUCACAUCGCCACCUUCAGGGUAAAGUGGGAAUUGCUCCAGAGACCUCGUUACUGAUGGGGGCUGUGCCCGCUCAGGGAGCUCCUGGUGAGCAGGGACCUGCAGGUCCUCAGGGUGAAAAGGGAAGAGAUGGGCUUCCUGGCAGAGAUGGGAAGCCAGGGUCUCGAGGGCUGCCAGGUCCUAUUGGGCCUCGAGGGGAGGCCGGGGCAAGGGGCCCAUCUGGAGCCCCUGGAUCAAAAGGAUCCCCUGGACCGGCAGGCCCCCGUGGUCCAACAGGACUGCCAGGAGGGAGAGGUCUUCCAGGCCCGCCUGGCCCACCGGGGCCUCCAGGCCCUCCAGGUUCCCCAGCACCAGCCAGUGCCCGCAUCCCAGAACCGGACCACAAUCGUGGAAAAGACCCUUUCUUCACCAACACCUUCCACGACUCUCGAGGGAUACCUGUUCCAGGACCUCAGGGGCCUCCCGGGCCUAUUGGUCCCCCAGGUCCUAAAGGCCCGGCAGGACCUCCUGGUCCAGCAGGACAAAAUGGAAAACCUGGAGUGCAUGGAACGCAGGGCCCCGUGGGGCCAAAGGGAGAACGUGGGGAGAGAGGACCUUCAGGUUACCCGGGAGAGAGGGGCUUGAGAGGCGAGCCGGGAGCACCGGGACCAAAAGGAGAACCGGGAGAGAAGGGAUUGCCGGACAUUAGCUUGCAGAUGUUCCACAACUUGCAGGCAGACCUUGAGCUUCUGACUCGCAGGGUGACACUGCUGGAGGCUAUCAUCUGGCCAGAGCCUGAUCUAGGGUCUGGGGAUGGACCGUUUGGCACAUCCUCCCCUAGUUUCUACAGAGAUAAGCGAUCAGGUUCAAUUCCACAUCGACUUGCUUCUCCUCUGUCCUCCGACACCAAGGUUCGAGGAAAGUAGACACCCCCUGGCUCACCCUGAGGAUCACAGGCGGGGGGAGGGGCUUGACUUCCCCUCCUAUAAGUCUCAUCAACACUCAACAGAGUUAGACGUUAACUGACACCCUCUCUGGGCUGUACCAUCUAAUAUAGGAUGGGGGACACCUCAGGGAAACUCCACUGGUACUCAACAAUGCCCUGCUCCAUCGGGAACCUGAGAACUAGUUUGAACCCCAUCCAUCGCCAUAACCAAACAAUUUACCUUUACACAAUACUUCCAGCUGCUCUUUCUGUUUUUCAUUUGUUUGGCUGCAGAACCACAAGCCUCACAAUUAGGAUGAUGAAAAAAAUCUGAAUCUUCUGUGGUGCUCCUCGAGCUACAAACGGUCCUGGAGAAUAAAGGUCAUUUAGAGUAAUCAUGUGAAAGAGAAGUCAGAUGUGAGAAAAGAGACUGGAUUUGAGUUUCUGUUGCUUUCACGAUGUAACUGCAACCUAAACAGAAUUCAUUAUUUAAGCACAUGGAGUCUGUACAGUUUGCGGGACAUGACUACACAAACAAAACUCCUCCUAUAGUAUGUAAUUUGUUAUGCUUCUAUCAUAUUGUUUAACUCAAUGUUAUGUAGUGCACUAAAAAGAUUAAGUGAUCCGUUCACUAACUGAGAUAAGUGUUGAUAACGGUGAUUUGUACUUUUCUGGUCGCUCCCCUCCUCCUCUAAAGUAUGUACUGAUAAAGCAUUUCGACAUUUAAACUGGGUAAACGUGCACAAACAUUUGCAUCUUGUUUUAGCCUCCACAUAUUUAGAAACGGCCAUAAAUGAUGUUGCAAUCUGGAAACAUGUUGAAAGGAAAACAGACCUCACAGGAUAUUUCAUGAUCUUUAGCACACACACACACACAAAUGGAGAAAAUGGCAAAACUGUUACAUUAACUUGAAUAUACUUUUACCACUGUUUUGCUGGUAAACUGCUUAAACUGUUAUGAUGAAAAGACUUUUUUUUCUGCAUUUAUUGUGAAACUAUUUAAAAUGAACUGUAGUUUAUUUUGUAUGCUGUUGUGUAACCAUUUCAUACUUUUAACUUUUUUCUUGCAAAAUGUGUUACUGUGUUAAUAUAAUCCUGUCAAGAUGAUCGGUGUAAUAAAAUAAUGUCCACUGUU
This is a messenger RNA of Oreochromis aureus, 2947 nucleotides long. RefSeq names its product EMI domain containing 1 (gene emid1). Gene Ontology annotation, molecular function: protein binding. The record is from RefSeq and is a predicted model, not a curated record. The transcript is spliced from 16 exons. NCBI's taxonomy places the organism in Eukaryota, Metazoa, Chordata, Actinopteri, Cichliformes, Cichlidae. Bases 321 to 1814 code for a protein of 497 amino acids.